AUAGAUGAGUUGUGUUGUGUCUUAGUUACAAGUACAAUUUUAGGGUUAACAAGUAGAUCUGUCCAAAACAAAACAAUGGGGUUGUCUUUUCGUCUUGCCGCCGUGAAGGAGCAGAGCAAGAAGAAGAAGGUACUGUUGGAACUCAAUUUUUACACAAGUGGCUCCGGCCAACUUUCCAGCGACUUUUUCGGUGAAGGCCGUCACCGGAUUGACCGGAUAAUGGAGUCUUUGGAUUCCUUGUACCACAAGGAGGAGCCAGAAGAAGAAGUAGAAGAAUAGUCCUCUUGAAGAAGCCCGAUUCGAAAUCCUGUGGCUUUGAGAAGAUCCCUGAGGAUAUAUUCAUGGAUAUUCUAGCGAGAUUGCCGGGGAAACUGGUGACGAGGUUAAAGUGCGUCUCAAAGCUCUGGUCAAACAUCAUCUCCUCCCGAUCUUUCACUAACCUUUUCCUUAAGACUCCGUCACCACGGCGUCUUUUUGCGUAUAUUAUGAACGAGGAAAAACAAUCCGAGUUUGCGUUGCUCUCAUCAUCGCCGGAUCCGUACUCGUGCAGGUCUGUCUCUUUACUAGACCAAGAUAUUAAGAUGCAGGGAAUCGGAGGUUACAUAGUGAACGCUCUUCGAGGCUUGGUCUGUUUCAGAAUUGGGACAAGACUGCAAAUUUGUAACCUCACCACCAAGCAGCACGUGGAGUUGCUUGCCUAUGAUAACAUCUACCAACAUUAUUUUUCGGGAGGACGAUGGUAAUCCGUGGAACUAUUUUGGGCACGACUCUGUUAAUGAUGAAUACAAAGUGCUUAGCAUAGUUUGGGAGGUGGGCGAGGAAGAGAGAGUUCUCAAAUCCGAGCAUCAAGUGUUGGUACUUGGUGCUGGAGCUUAUUGGAGAAACACUCAAAGCACCAUCCCUCCUCCUCCUCAUUGUCCUUACACACAAGGUUUCUCCAUCAACGGUGUCUUGUAUUAUGGAGCUUGGUUUGGUAAGAAUAGGUCUGUGUCUGUGGUCAUGAGUUUUGACUUUGCUUCUGAGGAGUUCACUGUGAUCAAAUUACCCGUUGAUGAAGCUAGCCCGAAUCUCAUGAUCUACGGAGGUAAACUAGCUGUUUUUUAUUAUUCCACCAAAUCUCUUGCGUCUGAUGGUAGUGUGGACCUAUGGAUUAUGGAGGAUGCCAGGAAAUGUAUAUGGUCAAACAAGAAGUCUUUAGUUUUGCCUAUUUCCAAAAUGUAUUUCGUUAGUUUCUAUCACAUGAGGAUGCAAGGCACGAGCCUCAACAGUGAGGUUAGGUUGACAUAUGCAAAUUUUAUGCGUGAUCAACCAAUACAUGUUGUCACUUAUGAUUUGGAGAGGAAUAAGAUGACAAGAAGGGUUGAAAUAAGCCCAUUACGCGACAGAUUUGGAGUAACCAAGUGCUUGCAGACGGAUUUUUGGGAGGAUAUCGAGACCAUAAUGUAUUUGGAAACCUAAAUGACUAUGCCCUAGUCAUUAACUUUUAAAGCCUCCAUAAUUUCACUUUCAUUCAAUUUUGUUUCGCGUGUAUGACUUUUGGGCCACUGUCAUUGCAAGAUAGUUUUUUUUUUCUU
This is a messenger RNA of Arabidopsis lyrata subsp. lyrata, 1574 nucleotides long. Its product is annotated as putative F-box protein At3g52320. The transcript has 2 exons. The record is from RefSeq and is a predicted model, not a curated record. NCBI's taxonomy places the organism in Eukaryota, Viridiplantae, Streptophyta, Magnoliopsida, Brassicales, Brassicaceae. Bases 700 to 1458 code for a protein of 252 amino acids. Gene Ontology annotation, molecular function: protein binding.